This is a messenger RNA of Cornus florida, 1683 nucleotides long. RefSeq lists its product as uncharacterized. NCBI's taxonomy places the organism in Eukaryota, Viridiplantae, Streptophyta, Magnoliopsida, Cornales, Cornaceae. Bases 1 to 1683 code for a protein of 560 amino acids. The record is from RefSeq and is a predicted model, not a curated record. The transcript is spliced from 7 exons.
AUGGUGGUGGUGGUGGCGGCACUGCAGCGGGGCAGUGUACGCGGAGAGAGUGGGGAAGAAGGUGGUUUGGUGAGGAACACUCUAAUGAUGAAAUGUGUCAUAAUUGUGGCAAGUCAAGGUGGAAAGUUUUUGAUUCAGAAACUGAGGGCAAUGCAAGAUAGCUUUGAUAAAAGAUACCCAACAUUUUCUGGUGAUCCUCGGAAUGUCAGGCUUGUAUUAGCAACUGAUGGGUUCAACUCAUUCAAGACCAUGAAUGUUGCACACAGUACAUGGCCUGUUUUGAUACUCGUGUAUAACUUACCCUCAUGGAUGUGCAUGAAACAGCCUUAUUUUAUUCUAUCAACCUUGAUACCUGACCCUAAGGGACCUGGAAAUGAUAUUGAUGUCUAUUUGCAGCCUUUGAUAGAGGAAUUAAAAGAGUUAUGGAUUGAUAGGGUGGAAACUUAUGAUGCUUCAAGAAAUGAGAUGUUCCGUAUGCAUGCAGCAUUAUUCUGGACUCUUUUUGACUUUCCUGGUUAUGCAAUGGUAUCCGGUUGGAGUACAAAAGGGUAUUUGGCUUGUCCUACUUGUAACAAAGACACUUGCUCUCAUUUCUUAGAUCAUAGCAAGAAAAUAUGUUAUGAUGGGCAUCAUUGUUUUCUUGAAAAAGAUCAUAAAUAUAGGCGUUGUAAAUCAGCAUUUGACGGCAUUGAAGAGAAAGGGAAUGAUGGAUUAAAAGCAAGACUUGACCUACAGGAUAUGGGAGUAAGGCCUUCACUUCACCCACAAGAGCGUGGUUCAAACAAAUUUUAUUUGCCUCCUGCAAAUUUCACGCUAUCUUCACUUGAAAAGAGCAUAUUAUGUCGAGUGUUGAACAAUGUUAAAGUUCCAGAUGGGUACCUUAUGGCUUUGAAAAAUUACGUGCGAAAUAGAGGUCAUCUCGAGUGUUCAAUAGCAGAAGGUUAUUUAGCGGAAGAAUGCUUAACUUUUUGUUCAUGUUAUCUGACAAAUAUUGAGACGAGAUUCGAUAGGCCCCAAAGGAAUUCCGAUAAUGUGCUUAAUGGAGAGGAAAUGAAUGAUUUUGGUGCACAAGGCCGUGCCUUAGGAAAACAAGAGUUCAUUAAUCUAGAUGAGAUGACUUUGGUAAAACAUAAGAGAUUUCUUAAAAUGAGGCAGCGCUAUUUAAAACCACGACAAUUACAGAAGAUUUCUCAUAAUUUAUUUCACAAAUGGUUUAAUGAACGUUUGCGAGAUAGUGAGGAUCCAAUUCCUAAUGAGCUGAGGUGGCUAGCACCAGGUCCAAACCCUGUCACGAAAUGGUUUAAGAAAUUUAUGAUCAAUGGUUUGAAGUUUCAUGUUAGAGAUGUUGAGAGACGGAGAAAGACUCAGAACAGUGGAGUUGUCAUAAAGGCAGUGACAUCUAGUUAUACAAGAGCCACCAAUCAAAAUCCCGUCACAGGAAAUAUUCAGUACUAUGGUGUGCUGACUGAUAUCAUUGAGUUAAAUUACAAUGUAAAUAGAAAGGUGGUACUUUUUAAGUGUGAUUGGUUUGAUGUCUUGUCCAAGGGUAAAGGAAUAAAGGAGGAUGAUUUUCGAUUUAAGCUUGUUAAUUCGUUACGAUCGUUGGGAAUAGAUGAGCCUUUCAUUCUAGCAUCUCAAGCUGAACAAGUAUUCUAUGUUGAUGAUCCCAUUGACAAUGAGUGA